Centropristis striata (black sea bass) is the source of this 2450-nucleotide messenger RNA. Its product is annotated as gastrula zinc finger protein XlCGF8.2DB-like. Gene Ontology annotation, molecular function: DNA-binding transcription factor activity; RNA polymerase II cis-regulatory region sequence-specific DNA binding. Bases 148 to 1467 code for a protein of 439 amino acids. Lineage: Eukaryota; Metazoa; Chordata; Actinopteri; Perciformes; Serranidae. The record is from RefSeq and is a predicted model, not a curated record. Gene Ontology annotation, biological process: regulation of transcription by RNA polymerase II. The transcript has 2 exons.
GAAUCCAGUCCGCCUGCUGCUGGUCUGUCUGCGGCCUCGCCGGUUCUUUGGCUGUCGAAACGCGACGAACUGCUUCGAGAUCCGGCUCGGAACCGGCCCCCGGACCAGCCUUGAGGGUAUAACGUUAAGUCCACAAUAAGGAGAACCAUGUGCUCCGUGCAGCUGCUGCGGGUGUCGGUCCGUCAGCGGGUCCGAGCGCUCACCGAGCGGCUAACGGCGGCUGCGGAGGAGAUCGUCGGUCUGUUGGAGGAAACCGUGGCGGAGUACGAAGACAGAGUGGAGCGGUCAGAGCGGCAGAUCUGCCGCCAGAGGAGGCUGCUCGAUGCCGUGCUGAAGCCCCAAGUCCGGCUGCACAGAGCAGAUGUGGUUGUUGUUAAAGAGGAGCAGCAGGAGAGGAGCUGCAGUCUGGACCAGGACCAGGACCAGGAGGAGCCAGAGCCCCCACACAUUAAAGAGGAACAGGAGGAACUCUUUCUGCAUCAACAAACACAAACUGAUCAGAUGGAAACAGAAGCUGCUGUGAUCCAGACGGAAGAGAAACCCUUCAGCUGCGGCGUUUGUCACAAAAGAUUCGCUAGGAGUCGACAAUUCAAAAAACAUAAAUGUGUUCCGAUACAAACAGAAGCUGCUGGAGAGGACCGUGGAGGAGCAGAACCAGACAGGAAGUCGGAUCAAGAUCCACAUUUACAACCAGAUACAGUUGAUAGAACUGGAGCCUCUUCUGAACCUGAGACUGAUGACAGCGCCGAUUGGAAGGAGACCAGAGAACCUCAGUCAGGGGUAAAACUCGUGAAACGUGAAGUCCCUCUCAGCGUUUUCAGACAAGGAUUCGACUGCUCUGAGUGUGGGAAAACAUUUCGUCGUCGGGGCCAUCUGAAGUUACAUAUGAGGAUUCACACUGGAGAGAAACCGUUCAGCUGCUCCGUCUGCAGCAGAAAGUUCACACAGAAGGCGACUCUGACUCACCACAUGUUCGUCCACACGGGAGAGAAACGAUACAGCUGCACCGAGUGUGACAAAAAGUUCAUCAGGAGAUACCAGCUGAAAAACCACAAGUGUUACAGUCAUCACUCUUUAAAGGCUGAUGGAGAGGACCAGGGAAGACCAGAACCAGACAGGAACUCUCAUCCAGAUCCACAUUUACAACUGGAUCCAGAUGAUCAGACUGGAGACUCUUCUGGGUCUGAGGAUGGUUCUGAUUGGACGGAGACCAGAGAACCUCAGUCAGGUUCAAACGAUGAACUAUCAGUCAGGGAUUUUAUCUGCAAAGCUGAUAGGAACUUGUGUAUCUGUUUUAUAUGCGGGAAACAAUUUGACAACAGGACGAAUCUGAAGGUCCACAUGAUCGUCCACACACAAGAGAAACCAUUCAGCUGCAUUGCCUGCGAGAAGAGAUUUUCUAAGAAGCUGAAAUUAAUUCACCACAUGAGACGUCACCCGGCAAAUUUCUACCACCCAUCUUUUUGAGUGAUGCAAUACUUUAAAAAAGAGGGAAGAGUAUAGGGAACUACUAGCAAUGCUUUAAUUUGUCACAUGACCUCCAGGAGGUCAUAUUGGAACACUACUUUGCAGACUUUUCCAAAGGGAAAAAAGCCAUUUUGUGCCAUUUUGCGCCACAAAAAAUCACUCAAAAUGUCACUUCCUGGCCCUUUUCCAUCAGGAAAAAAAUGUAUAUUCCUACUGAUAGGUGGGUAAAUCUUCAUUUUUGAUAGUUUCAUACACUUAGACUGUUCAAGACAUUAAUUUCAAUGGGCUGUUGGUUCAAUGGUACAAUGUUUCCUACAGGCAACAUUCAGACAAGAAACCAGUUAAAAAAAAGUUCCUCUAAUUAUGUUUUUAAAUUUAAAAUGUUAUGUAUUGUACCCUGCUGAAGCUACUAAAUCUAUUAUUAACGUUUAUUAGAUAAAUUAUGGUAAAAUUAAUUUUAAAGACUUUUCUUCACUUGUGUACCGUUAUGGUACAAUGUUGCUUACGGGCAACAAACCCCAAAAACUUCCCAAAAAAAAAAAUUAUGCAAUUUCUUCAGAUUAUGUUUAUUUUGUCUAUUUUAAGACAAAAAAACCCUCACUCAUAAUACGUAUCAUAAUGCAUACCAUAAAAGGGUUAAAACUAACUCGUCACAGUUUGAGCUCUCAUCUGGUUGUUCAAGUUUUUUACUCGUUUACUCAUAUUCUUUCAACACUUAUCUGAACUCUGAAUACAAAGCUGGCUGCUGGCUCCUUGUGGCUUUGUGACUGACAGAUCUUGUUGUUAUUGUUAUUACAGUCUGCAACGUUUCAGCGUAAAUGUUUCUGAUAUGCACUGAUAUGAAAAUGUUUUAAAAUGAUGAAAUGGUCUGAAAUUGAUAAAUACCAAUUAUUCAGCUAUUUACUGUUGUUUUGACAUGUUCAUUUCUGAAAUUGUUUUGAUGUCUAAUGAUGUGAAAUGUUCUUAAAUAAAGUUAUUUGCUC